GCUUGUGAGCCCGGUCCGAACACCAAGAGCCCCGUCAUUAAGCGUGUGGCACUAACGAUGAUGUGCUUAGCCCAGGGGGUACUAUGGACCAAGCAGCCACGGUAAUGGGCAUAUCCAGGCCUCGUGCUGUGGUCUACAUUAACGACACCCUGGAUGUGCUCAGUGCCAUGGCAACACGGUUCGUUGUGAUGCCCACAUGCCCUCGAUUGAGGGUGGCUUCUUCGAUGUAGCUGGGUUCCCCGGCACGAUUGGUGCAGUCGACGGCACGCUCAUCCGCAUCUCGCGCCCCCACGAUUUCGAGGGAUGGUACUGCCGUAAACUUUCUCUGUCGUCAACGUACAAGCCGUGGUAGAUCACCGUGGUUUGUUCCGUUCGAUUUCUAUUCGCUCGGGAUCUAAGAACGACCAGUCUCUCUGGAAUGGUUCUGGAGUGCGGAGACGAAUUGCAAGCUACGUUCCACCAGGAAUGCACCUGUUGGGCGAUGCGGGCUACAAGAUCUGGGGGCAUCUGCUUACUCCAUCUCCUGAAGGAGAAGCUUUACAAGAUCGUCGGAGACGGUUGUACAAUUACCUGUACCCAAAGACUCGCAUCAUUAUCGAGUGUGCUUUUGGUCGUCUAAAAAAUCGCUUCAGUAUUUUGCAAGGUAAACUAGAACAGAAGACUGCAGAGCGCGUUUGCAAGAUUGUUCUAGGUUGCACUGUUUUGCACAACUUGCUGGUGCUGGUAAAAGAUGGAGUACAAGUCGAAGGAGCGGAUCCUUUGCUACGUGAAGCACCAACACGCCCGAUGAAGACCUGCAUGAUCGCGAGCAGGUCAUCUGUCACAAGCAAGGCAUUUCAAAGCGCAACGACAUAGCAGACAUUAUGGUGGGGAGUUAGCUGUUUGAACAAUACGAUUGUUAGCAG
Molecule: messenger RNA, 905 nt
Organism: Phytophthora infestans T30-4
Lineage: Eukaryota; Oomycota; Peronosporomycetes; Peronosporales; Peronosporaceae
Exons: 2
Coding region: 197-352 (51 amino acids)
Source: RefSeq, a predicted model, not a curated record